Messenger RNA from Balearica regulorum gibbericeps (East African grey crowned-crane), 720 nucleotides. NCBI's taxonomy places the organism in Eukaryota, Metazoa, Chordata, Aves, Gruiformes, Gruidae. The record is from RefSeq and is a predicted model, not a curated record.
ACCCCGGCAAUGCCCAUCCCACAGUAUCCAUACGGAGACAAUCCAGGGGUCACGCCGCAGGGACCUCCACCACAGCCCAGAUUCCCGGAGGACACGUGGGCUCCCCCCACCAUCUAUGGGGCGCAGCCGCGUUACGCGUGGCCCGCUGCUUCGGUGCACGGGAACCCGUUUGUCUCCGAUUCGCACCCAUCCUGGACCGGCAGCGGGGCUCCGUCCCACCCUCCCGCGUGGGACUCAAAGGAUACUGCUUACGACAAACCCGAGCAAAGCGCGAACCAACACCGCUACUACUCCGAUGUCAACCACCAGCACAGCAGGACAGUGAAUGACCACAGGCCAGCCACUCCGCUCAACGCCAAGCCGUCCCCCCCAAACCCCAAGGUGCAGUACAGCGCGCAGCCCCAAAUGUACGACAGCGCGUCUCGGAACCGGGAGGGUGGCUUUAAACCUGGUGAGCACCCACCAACGAAUUCUGUAGCCAUCCAACCAGAGAUUCAGAGAAUCCUCCACGUAAUGGGGGAGGCUGAACAGCUGGAGCAAGAGGUGGAUGAAUUGGUGGGAUUUUUUUCCUACCGGCUUCUGGAGGAGAUGUUGACCAAGCUGCUGUUGGAUCUGGAUUCCAUCGAGACCGGUGGCCAGGACAGUGUUCGGCAGGCCAGGAAAGAGUCUGUCCACAGAAUUCAGGCCAUACUGGAAAAACUGGAAAGAAAGGGGUUGUGA